Molecule: messenger RNA, 3399 nt
Organism: Symbiodinium sp. CCMP2456
Lineage: Eukaryota; Dinophyceae; Suessiales; Symbiodiniaceae
Source: the annotation of a GenBank genome assembly
AUGCAGGGCUGCAAGAACUGCAAAGGAGUUUGUGUCUUGCUCCUGGGCAUCUCCAUUGCCAUCUUUCCCACAAUGCGCCGGGCUAUCGGCUGCAUUGAUGGAGCUGCGCAGGCUAUUUGGGAGGAGCCUCCGUGGCUGCUGCGGUUGCCUGCUGUAGAGAUGAUGAUCAAGACGCUGUUCUCCAUCAGCUGGCUGAUCUUCUUCAGCUUCGUCAUCACAAGAUUCGAGUGUUGCGAGUUGCCGCAGGACCCGCCGACCUUGGACGUCAAUGGAACGCCGGUCUACACGCGGAUUCGGAGGUUUUACAUCUUUGUCUAUGUUGGAUACCUUUGGACACUGGAAACCCUUAGCCUGAUUUUCCACUUCGCAGCCAGCUUCUAUGCUGUAAGCUGGUACUUCACACCAUGCAGGGCCGAGGGCAACAAAGUGGUGGAGACGUGGCUGUGGCGAACUGGAAUUGCAUACGCUUUGAGGUACCAUUUGGGCAGUAUGGCCAUGGGUGGUUUUAUGACGAUGCUCUUCCGCCCCAUCCACACGCCGAUGGCCGUCUUGGCAAAGCUCGAGCCUCGCAGCUGGUUAAAGCUGGCGAGAGGAAGGCUCCGCGGUUCAGCUGAAUGCAAGGUGGAAAACCGAAUUGCAGUUAUUGUGGCAUCAAGCUUCAUGAGCCUUUUCGAUGUCGUGUUCGACACGCUGAUCUUCUGUUGGCUGGCAGACCUGCAGCCGACCGCCCUGGGACAGCCGCAGGGCCGAAAGGAGCUUUCCGAUGCGGAGAUAGAUGUGGAGUUCGGUCGGCAACCGGCUGGGGGUCCAGGCAGCCCAUCGAACCAAGAUGGACGAGAAGCAGCAAAGAGGGAAGCAGCACGAAAAGCUGCUGCAGAGCAGGAUGCCCUCCGUAAAGCAGCCGAGCAAGAGGCACUUCGGGAAGCCGCAGAACGUGAAGCAUCGCGGAAAGCAAAGCAAGCCCGCGAAGCACAGGAAGCGGAGCGUGCCAAAUGGCGGAAGCUCCAAGAGGAGGAGGCUGCACGCCAGAAAGCGAAAGAGGAGAAAGCAAAGGAGAUCGAGCUAGCAAGAGCUGCUGCGGAGGAGAUCCGGAGGGCUCAGUUUGAGGAGGAAGAGAGGAAGCUGCAGUCCUCACAACCUCUGGCUCCCAUACCAGCCCCAGCCGUGCCAGCUUCGAAAGAAGUCGCCGACACUGCCGUGGAAGCGGAGCCGGAGGAAGCUGCAUCGGCUGCCCAAGCCGAGGAAGCACCGACAAUUGCAGCCUCAGCUGUGCCGGAGGCAGAAGCCUCCGAGGCCCCGGCGGUGCCUGAUAGGCCCGAAGAAGUCGCAACGGCUGAGAGCAACUCGGCUCCUGUGGGUGCACCGGCUGAGGAGAGGAGCCGCCAAGCCCCCGAACGCCCCGAAGGGGAUUCGCUACAGGCAGCAGAGCAGUCAGAGGUUUUCAAGGCCGUGGGCCAAACGGAUCCUUUCGCGGCGCCUUCAGAGGCGAAGCGGGAGCUACAGUACCUCUGUCAGUCGGGAAAAUCGAUUCCGCCAGGUGCCUUCGACACUGAACUGGGUUGCAGUGGCAGUCCAAGUUGUGGUGAUGUGCGGGGAAAAUGCCGUUCUCGGCCAGAUGCUUCCUGGAAGCCUGCAAGCCUUUCCAAGGACUUCGAGUCUGCUUCGCCCAAAGUCGAGCCCGAAAAGGCUGGUGAGUCUGGUGUUGCCGUGCCGACCUCAGGUAGCCGGUUGCAGUGUGUUUUCAGCUCGCGCUGGGUGGGAGACCACGCGGUUCGUCCGCCGUAUGUAGCCGCCGUACUGCUAAGCCUGGGGGUUGAGGAGAUGCAGUUCUGCGGGAGGCUUGACGCAUGCAAGGGCAACAUCGAAGACGAAGAAGAUGGCGAAGGGGGAUCAUGCGAGUUGGAGCUGGUGGAGGGCCCAAUCGUCAUCGACGAGUACUUCGACUUCUAUGACCCUUACACGAAGAGGGCCGAGGUGCUGGCAUUGACUGAAGAAGUGAAGCACCAGCGGCCGGCAUUAGGUUUGGCGCACAAGAUUGACAUUGGAGACCAAUCUUCAGACGGUUCGCCACUUGAUGCCCUGACCCCAAAGACGAGAGCUCGUUGUGAGGUCGAGGUCUUGACCAAGUGGGGUGUCAUAGCAGGCAAGCUGAUUUUCUCGCAAGUGCUGACUCUCACCACGAUGAGUAGCAUCUAUGUCAUUCGUGCACAGCAGGCCAGGGUCGAAAAGAACUCGCGAGUGUGGAGGCGAAUCGAAGGAAGAGCGCGAAGGGUAGUCAGUCAGGCCGCCCACCUUGCGGCCCGUGUGAUAGAAGAGCCAGGGGACACGCUGCACAACCAGUGGCGCCUGGCCCAAGGAGGGGCCUUGUCUGAGCUUUUCACGACAGAAUACGUUGACACUUUGAUGAUACUGGCGAAAGCCAGCUCGAAGCUGGUGGCGGUUCAGCCAGUCCUCACCGAGGCCAGAGUUCCUUGUCGAAUCUUUGGCGACAUCCAUGGUCAACUCCGGGAUCUGCUUCUGAUUUUCGCCGCCUUCGGCUUCCCUGGAAGCAAAGAGGACAAUUUGAAUGACCUCGAAAUGUCUUAUGUUUUCAACGGCGACUUCGUCGACAGGGGAGCGCACUCCCUGGAAGUCAUUGGACUGUUGCUGGCCUUGAAAGUCUCAAUGCCGGACCGUGUCUGGCUGGUUCGUGGAAACCACGAGGAUCGCACCAUGAAUGCCAGAUAUGGCUUCUGGGAGGAAUGCCACGAUCGUCUUGGUGACACAUUCGGCCGCAAAACUUAUGACCUUUUUCAGACUACAUUUGACCAGCUACCGAUCGCUUGCCUCGUCGCCAACAAGAUCCUCUGUGUGCACGGAGGUGUGGGGGAUGGGAGGUGGGAUCUUAAUGAUCUGCGAGCUGUCAGACGACCUUUGAGCCAACAGGAGCUUUGUUCGGCGAAGCUGCGUUGGGUCCACAACAUUCUGUGGUCAGAUCCAAUCGAGGAUGAUCGUGAACAGCGAUCUGAAGAAUCAGGCCCUGUCUUCGGUGUGCAUGAAUCGCCACGGAACACAACUGCGGUCCUCUUUGGUUGGGAUGUAACAAAGACAUUUUGUGCCAAGAACGGUAUCAACAUGGUCGUGCGCAGCCACCAGUCCAAGAAGGAUGGAAUAGGUGUUGAUGUGAUGCAUGACAACAUGCUGAUCCGAGUGUUCUCAGCACGCGAUUACGAGGGCCACGGAAAUGAUGGCGCAGUCCUUCUCGUACAGCCAACCGACGAGGGAGAUGCCCAAUGCUGUGAUCGGCCAGAACAGAUCAUGGUGAGAGCGCAGGUUCUUGGAUCGUUCGCCAAGGCGACGGCCAAUGCCAGCCGUGGAGCUCUUUACCGCCUCAACGUGUCACAGGACAUCGGGCGUUGA